AUGCGCUUGCCUAAGCCCGUGCCGCCACCAGUGACUAGCGCUACUGUGACCUCGAAGAUGCCGCGGGUCAACAUGGUGCUUUUUGCGGGUGCCGUCCGGCGCAUGCAGAUAUUGAAGGAUGACCGCCGCCUAAAGCUUUUGGCUGAGCUCCGAAGCGUUGUGACAAUGAUAUCUCAACUUGCACAGCAGCUGGCGUGGAACGGUGUGGCAUCAGCAGCAUUGGCUGCACGUACGGGUGCUGUGUGCUCAACGUUGGACCAGGACGUGCUGCGUGACAUCUCCUUCUUCCGUCAUGAAAAACAGCGGCUAAAGCAAGAGAUGGCUGGCCUUGACGGCCCCGUUAUGUAUAACACCUACUAUUAA
Molecule: messenger RNA, 363 nt
Organism: Peronospora belbahrii
Lineage: Eukaryota; Oomycota; Peronosporomycetes; Peronosporales; Peronosporaceae
Source: the annotation of a GenBank genome assembly